Messenger RNA from Auanema sp. JU1783, 1584 nucleotides. NCBI's taxonomy places the organism in Eukaryota, Metazoa, Nematoda, Chromadorea, Rhabditida, Rhabditidae. The record is from the annotation of a GenBank genome assembly.
AUGAAAAGCUUUCUACAUCGACCAACUACUGAAGAACGAAUGGAAAACUUGCGCUUCCUUCCAGAUCCAAACGAUAACAACCCAUUUAGAUUAUCAAAUAAAGGUGGAGCAUACGGUAGUCCGAAAAGUAACAAGGGAAAAGCUGAUUCGCCGCCUGUUAGUCGAGAUCAAGAUGAUGAUCGUCAAGUUGUUGCCGGAAUUCCGGAUUUGAGUGACCCUUGCUUCAGACGUUACGCCAAUUGUAUAGUGGUGAAUGCGCAACCAUAUGAGCGAAGAUCAUCAACGUCUUUGAUCAAAUGCAAAUCUCAUUGUCUACAUAGCCAAUCCGGAGUUUAUAGUUGUCGUUCAUUCGUCUUUGAUAAUAUCAAUCAGGUUUGUGAUCUCUUCGCUCAUGUAGGUGACCAAUCCCCUGCUCGUCUUCUUAAAUUCCAAACUCGGGACUAUUUCGAACCAACAUCAGCAAUUCAAUGUCUGGACAACAAUGAGACUGAUGACUUUGCAAUACCUGAACUUGCUGUCCGAGCAUUAGAAGCUGAUAAAGCACCUAUCCACUCUACAGCAAUCACUAGUAAAGUAUCUACAGAACCUUUUGGUCAGCAGUGCCCGAUAGGCAAGAAGGCUGGAUUCUUACGAACCGAGGGAUUUGAGCUAUUUAAACACGAUGACUUGACCUUACAAGUAGAGAACGUGGACGAAUGCACUGUAGCCUGUGAAGCCAAUGAAAUUAACGGCGAGCGUUUGGAUUGUCGUUCAUUCGAUUUCUCAUUGAAGACGUGUGCCUUCACGAAAGAAGCCGCUGUACCAGUUGGUGAAGGGCAAUUAAAACAAAAAUCUGACAGUUUUUAUUACGAGAAAAUCUGUAUUUCGGAAAAGUUUACAAAUCAAUGCAAAUCGUCCUUUGCUCGAUUCCCUCAGAUGAUACUUGUUGGGUUUGCUGAGAAUGUGGCUGAUUCGAGUAGCUUUGAGCAAUGCUUUGAUAACUGCUUGAACAGCUUCCAUCUAUACGGCUUUAACUGUACAAGUGGAAUGUUUUACUUUGAGGAGUCAAACCUGAAUUGCAUCUUGAAUACUGAGAAUCGACGUACUUAUCCAGAUCUCUUCACCGAAGAAAACACUGACAUCGUCGAUUACUUUGAGAUUGACUGUGGUCGUACAGCUUCAACAAAUUUCGAUGAAAAUCGUUCGGAAAAACUAGUCUUAGCCGAUGAAACCGAAACCGAAUGGACAGAUUGUGAUGAUGGAAUACAGCAUAGACGCCGCGACUGCGACAAAGAAAAAUCCAACUGUGGAUUAGAAAGCCGAUCAUGUGAUCAUGGGACAACAUCAUCUAAAGCAGCAACAACAACAAUCACAACAUCUCAGUCAUCGACGGCGGCUCCACAAUUAGCUUCAGAAAAGGCCAUUGAUUCGAAGUUGCCGAAUCGCCAAGAUAUCUUGGCUCUCAAAAAGCGUCUACUUGCCACCGGCUUUGAAUGUCCCAAAAAUCAAUGUUGUAAUGUAUUUAAUAUGUGCUCUGUCGGCUUACGACAUAAUUUACAAACGAAACAAUUGGAAUACUGUAAAACUCCUUGUGAAGUUCAAUGA